AUGGCAUCCGAGUCUGCCCGGCCAGAACCUCCCACGCUCGCCUCCCGCGGCCCUGGCCGCCCCUUCCCGGUGCGGAGAAAGCGCAGUGGAGGCCCAGCUGGGCGGGAGAUGGCCCUUCAGCCCCUGCUGGUUAUCGGGGGGCGUCCCCCCUACCCCGUCUGGUCUGGGGGGCAGUGGGGAGCAGUGACGGGCGGGUUCGGGAAAGGUCCUGGGACUGACGCUACAGGCUGCGGGCUGGAGCAGCAGCCUGUGGGCAGAGCCCGGCAGGCCCGGGGCUGUUCCUUGAGGUCUCAGAUGGCCUCGCUGGAGGAAGGAGGGAGGAGGAAGGUCUCAGCCAACCAGGCCCACGCAGUGUUUCCAGAAGGCCUCCCCGCAUCAGCCCCUCAAGGGGACCUGCUCUUCCUGCUGGACAGCUCAGCCAGCGUGUCUCACUACGAGUUUUCUCGAGUUCGGGAGUUCCUGGGGCAGCUGGCAGCCCCUCUGCCCCUGGGCCCUGGAGCCCUGCGUGCCAGCCUGGUGCACGUGGGCAGCCAGCCAUACGCUGAGUUCCCCUUCGGCCAGCACAGCUCCGGUGCGGUGGUCCAGGAUGCCAUCCGGGCUGCAGCCCAACGCAUGGGUGACACCAACACUGGUCGGGCACUGGCCUACGCCAAGAAGCAACUGUUUGACACGGAGGCCGGUGCCCGGCCAGGGGUGCCCAAAGUGCUGGUGUGGGUGACAGAUGGCGGCUCCAGCGACCCCGUGGGACCCCCCAUGCAGGAGCUCAAGGACCUGGGUGUUACCGUCUUCAUCAUCAGCACCGGCCGAGGCAACCGCCUGGAGCUGUCGGCCGCCGCCUCAGCCCCUCCCGAGAAGCACCUGCAUGUGGUGGAUGUAGAUGACAUGUCCAUUAUUGCCCAGACGCUGCGGGACUCCAUUCUGGGUAGGUGGGAGGAAAAGGAGCUCUGGGGAGUUCCGACUGGGAGUCCCAGCAGGAGAGACGGGGCAAGACUACAAGAGGACCUGGAGCCCCCGCUUUCUGCCCUGUCCAUCGGCUGGAUGAGCUUGGGUGGGCCUCGGGAGAGCCCCCUGGCGGUGAAAACAGGGGCCCCCAGGGAGGGCUCGCGGCACGGGGUCACAGGUCGGGCAUGGCCAGGGGGCGGGCAGGUGGCUCGGGUGCUGGCCUUCCAUCUGGCCGCCGUCCCCGCCGCUCCACGCUCACGGUCGCCCCGGGCGGGGCUUUCUCCGCCGUUGGCCGCCGUGGUCAUCUGUCCUGCUGCCGCCCCCUCGCUGCGGCUCUACUGCGGCGGCGCCUGGACCCCUGGCAUCAAGCACCCUCAGGGGCCCAGGCAGGGCACCUACCUCGCCGACGCGGCCAGGUCCAGAACGCAAUCUAGCGCCCCUAGCAACCGGACCCAAGGCCGUUGCUAA
Molecule: messenger RNA, 1410 nt
Organism: Echinops telfairi (small Madagascar hedgehog)
Lineage: Eukaryota; Metazoa; Chordata; Mammalia; Afrosoricida; Tenrecidae
Gene: VWA1
Product: von Willebrand factor A domain containing 1
Exons: 5
Coding region: 1-1410 (469 amino acids)
Source: RefSeq, a predicted model, not a curated record